Molecule: messenger RNA, 1230 nt
Organism: Aureobasidium vineae
Lineage: Eukaryota; Fungi; Ascomycota; Dothideomycetes; Dothideales; Saccotheciaceae
Source: the annotation of a GenBank genome assembly
GACCAGACGGUUUCUCAGCGUCCAAGAAGCCAGUCUGAUGGCGCCAUCGACUACUCGUCCCAAGAAUACUUCAACGAACAUGUCUCCUCGGGCCCCCAGACCGAGCUCUCAACCGACAACGCUUCGUUCAUCGAGCCUGCUGCCGUCACCACUGACGGCACGCACGAGACUCUGGACCAGAGCAUUGUGAGCUACGAAGAGACCGACUUCGACGACGCCUCGGGCGAUUACCAGGCACCUCCGACCGAGCAAACCUGGUACAAAGGUGUCUUGGUCACUGCCGACAAUGCUCAAGCCGUCUUCUCUCCUGCAGCAUGCAUCUUUGUCGCAAAUGUCUUUGGACAGGUCGGAGAGUGCUGGGUCAAAGUUCGCUUCGACAAAAAGAACAUUCCAGCUGCCUUCGUGCAAUACAAGCCUUUGAAGCUGAUGCCCGCUUCCACGGUACUCUCAUCUCCGGACGUCCCUGCCGCAUUAAGUAUGCUCGCGCUCCACCAUGAUCUGCUACCUGCUGAGGCAUGGCACUACCUCAGAAUGUUCGGUGAAGUCGACUUCUGGUGGACUCCGUGCCAGACCGAGAGAGCUCUGUACAAUUUGCCUGCUGGAGCUUUCUUCUGUUUCGAGCUGUUCCAGCCUUGCCAGGAUGCUUUGAAGGUACUCCAUCUUGUCCUUUCCCUUCUGUUCAUGUCAACCUUACUGAUCUUCUUCAACAGGNCUCUUCGCAACCAUGAGACUCUUACCUUCACGCUCGCUCAGCUGGAGAAGCGCAAGCCUGCUCCCACCGCCUACAACACGAUCCUGCCUGAGAUCAUUCCUAACGCCAUCUACGUUGGCAAUCUUCCCUACGACGUCAACGAAAACACUCUGCGCAUGAUCUUUGCCCACUAUGGAUCCAUCAACAAGGUCGAACUUCGCAAGNACCUUGUACAGUCAGUCAACACUCUCCAUACACUUUUGUCCAACACUGACCGAGUCUCAGAGAGAGUUGCCUUCGCCUUCAUCUACUACGAGGAAUCUCACUCAGCCGCAAUGGCGUGUCAAUUCCCUUACUGCCAUGUCGUUGAGGACCAUCUCUCUUACAUCGAGCUCAAGCGCGUGAAGCCCCGCCGUCGCAGCCAGCCCAACUACUUCGACAACCUCCCCAAUGGCAUGUUCCGCGAUGGCAGGGACUACACCUACAAGCCAGGAAACCCCUCCUACAUUCCCCGUCACAUGCGUGGCAAUUGGCCUUAC